Protopolystoma xenopodis is the source of this 201-nucleotide messenger RNA. The record is from the annotation of a GenBank genome assembly. Lineage: Eukaryota; Metazoa; Platyhelminthes; Monogenea; Polystomatidea; Polystomatidae.
AUGACAAUGCAUCGGCCGGGCUGGAUAGUCGUGCGCCGAAAUGGCCGACGAGUUUGGGCCAAACGGUGUCAGGGAGACAAGCGGCGGAGAGGGAACGGCAACGGCAACAUCAACAACGAGGGUGACGACACCGGCAGCAGCAGCGUCAAGUGGCGAAAAGAGGAGCGAAGCGACAGGAAAAAAUCCCAACGGAUUGAUUGA